AUGGGUAGCAUCAACCUUGAGCAGAUGAAAAACGAGGAUGUCAAUUUGGAACGGGUUCCAAUAGAAGAAGUGUUUGAUCAUCUAAAAUGUUCAAGACAAGGUCUGACAUCAGAGGAAGGAGCCAGCAGGCUUCAAGUCUUUGGACCAAACAAACUGGAAGAGAAAAGUGAGAACAAGUUUUUGAAGUUUUUAGGUUUUAUGUGGAACCCUUUGUCAUGGGUUAUGGAAGCUGCUGCUAUUAUGGCCAUUGCUUUGGCUAAUGGUGAUGGAAGGCCUCCUGAUUGGCAAGACUUUGUCGGAAUCAUUGCUCUCUUGGUCAUCAACUCCACCAUCAGUUUCAUUGAAGAAAACAAUGCCGGCAACGCUGCCGCUGCUCUCAUGGCUGGUUUAGCUCCCAAGGCUAAGGUACUAAGAGAUGGCAAAUGGAGUGAACAAGAUGCUGCAAUUUUAGUACCAGGAGACAUAAUCAGCAUUAAGUUAGGAGACAUCAUCCCAGCUGAUGCGCGUCUUCUUGAGGGCGAUGCUUUAAGCGUUGAUCAGUCUGCUUUGACAGGAGAAUCACUUCCUGUGACAAAGUAUGCCACACAAGAAGUGUUUUCAGGAUCAACUGUCAAGAAGGGUGAGAUUGAAGCAAUUGUGUAUGCAACUGGUGUCCACACCUUUUUCGGCAAAGCAGCUCAUUUGGUUGAUAGUACUAACCAAGUUGGACACUUUCAACAAGUGCUUACAGCAAUUGGAAAUUUCUGUAUUUGUUCAAUUGCUGUUGGAAUACUCAUUGAGAUUAUUGUGAUGUAUCCGAUACAACACCGCAAGUAUAGAGAUGGAAUCGACAAUCUUUUGGUGCUUUUGAUAGGUGGAAUUCCAAUUGCAAUGCCAACUGUUUUGUCUGUCACUAUGGCUAUUGGUUCUCAUAGGCUUUCACAGCAAGGUGCAAUUACAAAAAGAAUGACAGCUAUUGAGGAAAUGGCUGGAAUGGAUGUUCUUUGCAGUGAUAAAACUGGAACUCUCACUUUGAAUAAGCUUAGUGUUGAUACAAACUUGAUUGAGGUGUUUUCUAGGGGUAUGGAUAAGGACUUUGUGAUACUUCUGGCUGCAAGAGCUUCUAGGGUUGAAAAUCAGGAUGCUAUAGAUACUGCCAUUGUUGGAAUGCUUCCUGAUCCACUAGAGGCUAGAGCUGGUAUCAAUGAGGUGCAUUUUCUACCAUUCAAUCCUGUAGACAAGAGGACUGCUCUUACCUAUAUUGAUUCUGAUGGAAAUUGGCAUCGAUCUAGCAAAGGGGCUCCUGAACAGAUAUUGGAGCUUUGUAACUGCAAAGAGAAUGUGAGUAAAAGGGCUCAUGCGGUGAUUGAUAGGUUUGCUGAACGUGGACUUCGAUCGUUAGGUGUUGCUUAUCAGGAAGUACCUGAGAGAACAAAAGAUAGUCCUGGUGCACCAUGGCAAUUUGUUGGUUUGUUACCAUUGUUUGAUCCUCCUAGACAUGAUAGUGCUGAAACGAUUAGAAGAGCUCUUGAACUUGGUGUGAAUGUCAAGAUGAUUACUGGGGAUCAGCUGGCCAUUGGUAAAGAAACAGGUAGAAGGCUUGGAAUGGGAACAAAUAUGUAUCCAUCAUCUGCCCUGCUUGGUCAAGACAGGGAUGCUUCUACUUUAGAUGUUCCUAUUGACGAGUUGAUUGAGAAGGCUGACGGAUUUGCCGGAGUAUUUCCAGAACACAAAUAUGAAAUUGUCAAGAGGCUUCAAGAGAGGAAGCAUAUUUGUGGAAUGACUGGAGAUGGUGUAAAUGACGCCCCGGCGCUAAAGAAAGCAGAUAUUGGAAUUGCUGUUGCUGAUGCUACAGAUGCUGCUAGAAGUGCUUCUGAUAUUGUCCUCACUGAACCUGGUCUCAGUGUCAUUAUCAGUGCUGUGCUCACCAGCAGGUCCAUUUUCCAGAGAAUGAAGAAUUAUACCAUUUAUGCUGUGUCAAUCACCAUCCGUAUCGUGUUUGGUUUCAUGUUAAUUGCUUUGAUUUGGAAAUUUGAUUUUGCACCAUUCAUGGUUUUGAUCAUUGCAAUACUGAAUGAUGGUACCAUUAUGACAAUAUCAAAGGAUAGAGUUAAACCAUCUCCACUACCUGAUAGCUGGAAACUAAAGGAAAUAUUUGCUACUGGUAUUGUGCUUGGCAGUUACAUGGCCCUAAUGACAGUCAUAUUUUUCUGGGCCAUGCAUGAUUCUGACUUUUUCUCGGACAAGUUUGGUGUGAGGUCUUUGAGAAAUAAUCCUGCUGAGAUGAUGGCAGCUCUAUACCUGCAAGUCAGUAUAAUAAGCCAAGCGCUAAUUUUUGUAACUAGGUCUCGCAAUUGGUCUUUCGCCGAUAGACCUGGUCUUCUCCUACUAGGCGCUUUUGUCCUCGCUCAGCUGGUUGCAACAGUCAUAGCCGUGUAUGCAGAUUGGGAAUUUGCAAGAAUUAAGGGAAUGGGAUGGGGUUGGGCCGGCGUAAUCUGGUUGUACAGUCUGGUGACCUACAUCCCUCUUGAUUUACUGAAAAUCGCAAUCCGUUAUAUUCUGAGUGGAAAGGCAUGGAACAAUAUCUUGGAAAACAAGACUGCCUUCACAUCAAAGAAAGACUAUGGUAGAGAAAAUAGGGAAGCACAAUGGGCAUCAGCGCAAAGAUCACGCCAUGGUCUUCAGCCUCCUACCUCCAACACUAUCAAUGAGUAUAGUAGCUAUGAGGAGCUUUCAGAGAUUGCAGAGCAAGCCAAGAAACGUGCUGAAAUGGCAAGGCUUAUGGAGCGGAAUACUCUUAAGGGUCGUGUUGAGUCGGUAGUGAAGCUGAAGGGCCUCGACAUUGACACACUUAAUACUAAUUAUUCAAUUUAGGCAAAGGCUGCACAAUCUUGAAGAAUUGGUUCAAUAUUUUUCUCAGGAAAAAUAUUAAUAAUGACGAAGAAAGACUCAGAGACCUAAGCUAUUUUAUUGGUUUUUUCUCUUUCUCAUCUAAGCUUAGAUAAGA
Medicago truncatula (barrel medic) is the source of this 2986-nucleotide messenger RNA. Its product is annotated as plasma membrane ATPase 4. Lineage: Eukaryota; Viridiplantae; Streptophyta; Magnoliopsida; Fabales; Fabaceae. The record is from RefSeq and is a predicted model, not a curated record. Gene Ontology annotation, cellular component: membrane. Gene Ontology annotation, molecular function: ATP hydrolysis activity; ATP binding; P-type proton-exporting transporter activity. The coding region runs from base 1 to 2853 and encodes 950 amino acids. Gene Ontology annotation, biological process: proton export across plasma membrane. The transcript has 15 exons.